Molecule: messenger RNA, 2931 nt
Organism: Pseudomassariella vexata
Lineage: Eukaryota; Fungi; Ascomycota; Sordariomycetes; Amphisphaeriales; Pseudomassariaceae
Exons: 2
Coding region: 1-2931 (976 amino acids)
Biological process (GO): DNA-templated transcription; regulation of DNA-templated transcription
Cellular component (GO): nucleus
Molecular function (GO): DNA binding; DNA-binding transcription factor activity, RNA polymerase II-specific; zinc ion binding
Source: RefSeq, a predicted model, not a curated record
AUGGGGAUAUUUUCUAGGUCAGACCUUCCACGUCCCUUGGCUAUACCAGACACGCCUCCCCCCGACCUGGGGAGCCCAAGUUACUCGUCACACUCGUCCAGGCCCUCCGAAGAUUGGUCCGGGAAAGCCACGCGGCCUAUAUCUCCUCCCAUGUCCAGCUAUGAUCAUAGCAGCAAGCCCGAAAUGUCGGCUGGGAAGGGUUCCGAAGAGAGCCGGACGCCGAGAGUGGACAGCCAGGGCGCCCCUCGACUGCAGCUGCCAUCGCUGAGCAGCAUAUUCGGCCCAGUUAAUCAGAUGCGUCCAGUGCACUCGCCAGUUUCAGACCGACCGAGUCCUCUAUACUCGCCCUUGGACCGGCCCCAUUCGGCAUCCACAAACCCGGAGAGGUCCUACUCCAACUCCUACUUCCCGCCCGUGCCGAUGCCGGCGGCACAACCACGCAGCAUGUACGAGCCGAGGCUGGAUUCGGAACGUGCCCGCACCCCUUUACCCUCCAGUAGACCCCAGUAUCCUGGACCUACGUCCCCGAGAACCCGCGAAUUCGAACAGACACACGGUGGACCACGACAAGAAUCGGCGUUGAGUGGUCGAUGGCCCAGUCACUCCAGCCAUGCAGACCCUAGGCGAUCAGAGUAUGUCUUCAGCAGCCGGGAUUCGGCGUCGUCAUUUCGGCCAGUCAAUGACCGUUUCUCUUUUGCUGAGCUUGCGCACAAGACGAGCCAUGAAUCCGUUUCUGGGCCCAGGGAACACGGCCAGAUGCAUCCAGGCCAGCCCAGUCUGUCUCCAACGUCGACAGCUGGGGGUACUUGUGAAGGCAUGCCAGUCAAGGAUGGUUUAGGGCCCAAGAUCUGGACAGGGACGCACUUCCUUCCCCGUUUCGUACGACAGGCGGAAGUGCAAGGGGAAGGCCUGUGCUACUUCUACGAUGAUGGCUCGCACUGCAAGACAGUGAUAGACGGGGAACAAGUUAAUGCACACUGGGGUGUUACGAAGGCUGGGAAACCUAGGAAGCGUCUCGCGAUUGCGUGCCUGACAUGCCGCGAGAAGAAGAUCAAGUGCGAUCCCGACUUUCCUCGCUGUGUUCAAUGCGAAAAGUUCGGCAGGGUAUGCAAGUUCAAGAAUGCUCCCCGAGGCGGACACAACACCUCUCCAAUCACUUCGCCAGGCGAGCACGACGAACCGAGACAACUCGGGAUGCAUCCAAGACAACUGGAACACGCCAGACCCCGAAGUACCUCGAGCACUUCUAUUUCCCCUAGAACCACGAGUUUAUCCCACCCUUCGCCCGAGCUGCCAGGAAUGCCUCUGAAAAGGGUGCGAGUUGGCUACGAGCAGCACUACGAGUCUUCACCUCGCGAACCGUCGCGGAUGUUCCAAGCCUCGGAAGCCAAGAACUACUCGUGGCAACAGCGGGAUUUGCCUCGUAUACAUGAGGACAUUCUUUGCCGAACCUGGCAAACAGACCCGUAUGUCUCCGAUCCUCAAGCCACCACCAUUAUCAUUACAUCCUUCUUCAACCACAUCGAGACCACUGCUCUGCGCUUCCUCCCGGCGCAGAUCAUCAAAGACUGGGUUAAGAACAAUGCUCAUACAAAAUCUCCAGAAGACCUCACGCUCCUUUAUAGCCUGUUGGCAUUUGGCGUACAUGUCUCCGGCGGCCCGAAACACAUUGCCCAUGAAUACGCCCAGGUGGCCCGCUUUGCCUGCGAGAGGAGCAACCCCGGCAUGCGGCUCGUUCAGUCUAGACUGGUUCUUUCAACAUUUUACCUGGCAUGUUCGAGGGAGUUUGAUAGCUACGAGAUGCUAAACGCGGCCAUCUCAGGGGGAUUGUCGCUGCAGUACAACCUUGAACUUGACCAAGCGACCAGCCCAGUCCCAACGAGUUUCCCCUACCAGAUGAAUCGGACUACCUAUGCAGAAAGCAGGAGAAGGACUUUCUUCUCCUGCUUCAUUCUUGAGAGAACCAAUGGGAUAUUUCCUAGUCGUCCAACACUACUGAAUGCCGAUGACAUCUUCCUCCGCCUCCCCUACGAUGAAACUCUCUUCAACAAAGGAGUUGAGAACGCCCCCGAAACUCCCAUGUUUGAUAUUGUGCGCGGGCAGUCAUCUUUACGGCAAGGCGUCGGCAUCAUGGGAUACCUGCUUUAUAUCGUCGAGAUUUGGGGCUGGGUACUCGCAAAGAUCCACCGAGAAACCCGAGGGUCUGAUACAUCCGAUUCCGACCCGCAAUUGCUCGACAAGAUUACGGAGAGGCUUCGGCAAUACCAGGAAGCUCUCCCGCCGAAAUACGGCUUCUCGGAAUCGAAUUUGGCCAAGGCAUGCGAGGAUGGCAUCGAGAGUUGCCUCGUCACACUUCACUUGCUCUUGAUUCUUGCCCAGAUCCAAUUCAGUCGCCAUGUGCAGUCGGGCAUAUCGAUAUCACCGCGACCUGAAACCGCCGCCCACAAGAGUUUGUCUCUCGCAGGCGAUUUGAUGUUCGUCCUGGGGAUCGUGCACAGCCGGUUUGUGGCCAGGUGCACGACGAGCUCUCCAUACCUACCGACUCCCAUGGCCAUGUACGCAGCUGUAGAGGCUGUUGACAUCAUGACAGCUGGCGGCUCGUUAUCCUCGAUCCCAAACUCGAUCAAGGAAACCAUCAUCGCCAAGGAGUUGUGCGAAGCAUUGUCGCCGGUUUGGCAAAGCGCAAGGGAUCACAAGGCACUGCUCGACCAGAGGACAGAGAAACUCAUGCUUCUUCGCGACAGGGAAGCAAACGCAAUCGCCGACCCGAUACCCGGCGUCCAGGUUUACCGAUCCCCCAAUACCCCUGAAUCGAGCAACCUCAUGUACCGCAUCAUCGAACCACUCGAAACACGAUUCCCCCUGACAAACGACGUCGUCUACGGCCUACUACCAGCGAUUCAAGCAACACAAGUGACGGCAGCUGUUUGA